CUCGUCAGAUUGAAGCUCUGCUUCGCUCCGCCCCUGGCUUGUUUGUAUAUGAGCGGUGACCGAAAAGCGUGAAGCAGUUUUAUGUCGUGAUGCGGAGGUUGGAGCUAGAUGUGGUCUGCGUUUGGAGAGCGUGCGAUUUUUAUUGACCUGGAUUAGGAAGGAUUGGAAAGUCUUUAAUCUCUGGGAUUUCCAGUGACUUUUUGCCGUUGCCGACUGCGGUGCGACGCACUCGGCGGAUUCAAAUAGAGAGGAAUGGUGGACCGCAUGAUGGCAAUGAACCAUGGACGCUUCCCAGAUGCUGUGAAUGGUCUCCAGCAUCAGCACUCGUCCGCGCGCAGGAUGGGAAUGGGACAGUUUCCGAGCGCGCUACAGCAGCAGCAGCAACAACAACAGCAACAGCAUUAUAACAUGAUGAUGGGUGAUCACAUGCAUUACGGAGGGAAUGUAAACACGAACCACGGAAUCCGUCAUUCUGGGAAUAAUAUGAACGGAGGCAUGCCUAAUGGCAACUUGCCCGCGCGGUUUAACUCGCAGUUUGUUGGAGCUGCUGCGACUAGCCAAGGGCAGCAGCAGCUGGCUGCGAGUAUGCAAUUGCAAAAGCUCAACACACCGUACUACGGUCAUCACACGCAUCCCUCCCAUCAUCACCAUUACAUGCAUGAACUGCAUCCAGCCGGGCACCAGUUAAACGGGACAGGACAACAGUAUAGAGACGGUAACGCGAAGCAGAACAGCGGUGUGCCUUUGCCCGGCCACCACAUGCCUGCAGCAAUACUGCCCCCCAACGUUAUCGACACGGAUUUUAUUGACGAGGAGGUCUUGAUGUCACUGGUGAUAGAAAUGGGUUUGGAUCGGAUUAAAGAACUUCCAGAGCUGUGGCUGGGACAGAAUGAGUUUGAUUUUAUGACAGACUUUGUUUGUAAGCAACAGCCUAGUCGAGUGAGUUGUUAAUAUCACUUGGAGGACUUUUUUGUUCUUUUUUUUUUAACUGGUGUUUUCCCAGAUCAGAAUGAUAAGCCCACCAUACACAACAGUCAUGGAAGUAAAUCAUACCGGACAAAGUUAACUUUUAUUCGUGGAGUUUUGUAAAAGAUGUGGGUUUGUUUUGCAUGAGGAGUUCACCAAGGAUGGUUCGGACACCCCAAAAUCAUGUUAUGCAUAUGCAGGGCCUGGAGAGAGAAAUGCAAAAGAAACAUGGAGAUAUCUGUUUAGUAUUAUUGUAGCAAAGACUAAAAUUCAGUUGCAUCUAGAUGUUUGUUUUGCUCAUCCGGAUGUGUUUUAAUGGGAGACCUCCAGUGCUAUCAGAUGUCUGUGAAUGCAUAUUCUGAAUAAUGUCAGUGGUUAUGUGACACGAUUGUAGAUAAUAGUGUGUUAAUUGUCUCAAUCAGCAAUGUACUAUAAACUUUAGUGGCCAUAUUUACCAGAUUCCUGUGCUGCUCAUAGGUUCAAUGAAUUUGCGAGCAGGUGCUUCAAGUUGUUCUUCUCUCCACCCUUUCGAAUAUCUGACACAUUUACUCGGGCCCACGUUGCCUCCAUGAUGCUUGUGUAAACCAGAGCCUAAAACAUCUAUUGAAGUGACAUGAAUGUGUGUGUAUGUAUGUGCAUUUGCGGGCUAUUCUGUUUGCUUUUCGACUACAGUGCAUUGAAUGGGAACGUAGGGGUAAUCUAUGGAAAAAUCCCAGGGGAAACAUUUGUUGAAUGUCAUAGCCUGGAAUGUUUGGAAAAGGAAGGUGGAAAAAUAUCCCAACACAGAAGAUUAUCAUCUUCAUUAGUUUCCAGAAAAGAUAGACCACUGUGCUUAUUAUAGUAUGCGGUACAUGGCAAUACUACUGUGUUGAGGCUUUCUAGGAAAGUUUUACAGUAUUUUUGUAUAUUUUUAGAAGAAAAUGUUAAUUUAUUAUAUUUUAAUUUGCAAACAUGAAUAAAGCACCAGAGGCUCAUUACUGAA
Molecule: messenger RNA, 1948 nt
Organism: Paramisgurnus dabryanus
Lineage: Eukaryota; Metazoa; Chordata; Actinopteri; Cypriniformes; Cobitidae
Gene: cited2
Product: Cbp/p300-interacting transactivator, with Glu/Asp-rich carboxy-terminal domain, 2
Biological process (GO): regulation of DNA-templated transcription
Cellular component (GO): nucleus
Molecular function (GO): transcription coactivator activity
Source: RefSeq, a predicted model, not a curated record